GCUCCGGCGGCCUAGGCUCCCGCCCGCGGCCUCCCCGGCCAUGGCGCUCAACAAUUUCCUCUUCGCGCAGUGCGUCUGCUACUUCCUGGCCUUUCUGUUCAGCUUCGUGGUGGUGGUGCCGCUGUCCGAGAACGGCCACGACUUCCGCGGCCGCUGCCUGCUCUUCACCGAGGGCAUGUGGCUGAGCGCCAACCUGACGGUGCAGGAGCGCGAGCGCUUCACGGUGCAGGAGUGGGGCCCGCCGGCCGCCUGCCGCUUCAGCCUGCUCGCCAGCCUCCUGUCGCUGCUGCUCGCCGCGGCGCACGCCUGGCGCACGCUCUUCUUCCUCUGUAAGGGGCACGAGGGCUCCUUCCUCUCUGCCUUCCUGAACCUGCUGGUCAGCGCCUUCGUUGUUUUCCUCGUCUUCAUCGCCAGCACCAUCGUGAGCGUGGGCUUCACCAUGUGGUGUGACGCGGUCACUGAGAAGGGCACCGUGCCCCACAGCUGCGCAGAGCUUCAGGACAUCAACCUGGAGCUGAAUGUGGACAACUCCGCCUUCUACGAUCAGUUCGCCAUUGCCCAGUUUGGCCUCUGGGCCUCGUGGCUGGCCUGGCUGGCCAUCACCGCCCUGGCCUUCGUCAAGGUCUACCACAACUGCCGCCAGGAGGACCUGCUGGACAGCCUGGUCCACGAGAAGGAGCUGCUGCUGGCCCGGCCGGGCCCCCGCGCCUCCUUCCAGGAGGAGAAAAGUGCCAUCAUCUAGGGGCCCCCACACCCCCACUGCCCGGGGAGGGGCUGGGGUCUGCCUGCAUGUCUCCCCGAGGCACUGUGUUGUGACCCUGCUCACCCGAGCGCCCGUCCCGAUUCCCGCUGUGACCGGUGGCUGACCGGGGCGGGCUGGCCCUCAGCGGGGCGGCACAGAGGACCUGGGGCUGUGCGGACCUCCAUGUGCCUGCCCAGUGAGGCCUGGCUGGCGAGGCUGGUGGCAGGGUGUCCAGCCCCUCAGACCGCUUUGACCGUCAGGUCCGGCUCCGCCCCUUGUCCCCCGUGUGAUUCUGUGCACAUUUCCUGGAAGCACCCUGUGUCCCCAGAGUGACCCCACCAGCCCCCGAUGGCUACACAUCACUCUUGUCAGUUGCUCCUGAGUGUUUGUGGGACAAGAUCCUGUGACCUGGGGCAGGCUGAGCACAGGAAGGGGCUUACGUGCGACCCGACUCCUGGCCCUGAGCGGCCACCCCAGGCUGAGCCCCUGUUCCAGGCCAGGGUCCCCAGGCGUCCAGGCCCGGUCUUGGCAUGGAAAGUGCAAGGACAGUCGUGUUGGCCUGGACUCACGUGGUGGCUGUGUGGGUGUCCUGGGAGUGGCCGCAGGGCCCAAGUGGGGACCCCUUGUGGCUGGGCCCAGCGUUUGCCUCACUGUGUGGGCUGGGCCUGUGCUGGCGAGUGGGAGGGGCCAGGUGCCACCAAAGGUGUCUGCGUGUGCAUGUGAGGGUGUGCGUGUACACGUGUGAGUGUGCGAGUGUAUGAGAGCAUGCCCGUGCCCUGUGUGAGUGUAUGCGUGUGAG
Molossus molossus (Pallas's mastiff bat) is the source of this 1541-nucleotide messenger RNA. It is a transcript of the gene TMEM179, whose product is annotated as transmembrane protein 179. The record is from RefSeq and is a predicted model, not a curated record. The transcript has 4 exons. Bases 41 to 742 code for a protein of 233 amino acids. NCBI's taxonomy places the organism in Eukaryota, Metazoa, Chordata, Mammalia, Chiroptera, Molossidae.